Penaeus vannamei (Pacific white shrimp) is the source of this 1746-nucleotide messenger RNA. Lineage: Eukaryota; Metazoa; Arthropoda; Malacostraca; Decapoda; Penaeidae. The record is from RefSeq and is a predicted model, not a curated record.
GAACUCAAUGUGUUAAAUCCGACCUCCCUCCCCCACUCCCUCGGCGCCGCGGCAAAGGCCAAUCGGUGAACCAGUGGAAGUCCAGUCUAUCUAUUACCAAUGGCUCGACAGGUAGAGAAGGGUCCUGCUGCCGGCGACACGGAAGAGCCGCCUACGUCGACCGCGGCCUCGAGGGGCGGGUGUGGGCGCCUGUCUGCGUGGGCGGCGACCGUGUCCGUGGAACCCGUGCUGUUCCUGCAUAAUCUUGCGAGCCAGAUCGUGUGGGUGGCGUCGCAGGACCUCCUGGUGGAAAGGUGCCUGGUCAACUAUGGCUAUGCGAAAGACGUGUGCGAGGACCUGACCAAGCACGACGAGGAACAGGCGCGUGUGCAGGACCUCGUGUCGGACUUCCUCAUGUAUCGCUCUAUCUUCGAGACGUCUAUCAAGGUGAUCUUCGUGCUGUACCUCGGGUCGUGGAGCGAUCGCACGGGCCGCAAGGUCCCGCUCGUCAUCUCGCUGCUGGGCCUGCUGGGGGAGGCGGCCGUGUUCCUCGCCAACGCCCUGUCGCCGUCGUGGGGCGUGAGCAUGGCGCUGCUGUCCUCCGUGCCGUACUCGCUCAGCGGCGGGACGCACGCCCUGCUCAUGCUCGCCUUCGCGCACCUCGCCGACACCUCCGGAAGGCGGGAGCGCACGGUAAGAAUGGGCCUCCUGGACGCCGCCUACUACCUGGGGUCCCCUGUGGGAAUGGCGCUGGUGUCGCCCCUGCUCAACGCCGGCGGAUACACGGCCGCCUUCGGCACCGCCAUCCUCAUCUACUGCGUGUCCGCCGCCUACGUCCUGCUCAGGAUACGGCAGACAGGGCGCCAGAGGGAACUGCAGAAUGGACCCGAAAGUGCGUGCGACCUGAGUCACCUGAGUGAGGCCGUCGCGGUGACCUGCCGACCUCGCCACCAGAGGGCCACCACGCACAUCCUGCUGCUCAUCCUCGCCAUGCUCUGUGACUCGAUGCCCGUCUGGGGUGAAGGCAACGUGAAGUAUCUGUUCACUCAGCGAGCACUCGACUGGAAUCACAAUCAGUAUAGUCACUGGGGAACCUUUUCCUCCCUUCUCAGUGUUGCCGUCCUGGUCGUGGUAGUUCCUGUCCUGAGCGGCGUCUUGGGCGUGCCAGACGGCUGGAUGGGCGUGAUCGGGGCUGUAUCUCGCACGGCCGGCAGCCUCUGCUACACCUUCGUGACGAGCCCCAGCCUGGCCUGGCUCAUGUGGAUGGGCGCGGUCAUUUCCAGCGCGAAAAACCUGGCUCCGGUGUCUAUACGUUCUCUCCUCUCUAAGCUGGCCGGAGCUCAAGACGUGGGAAAAGUCUACGCGGUCAUGGCGACGGCCGAGUCCAUCUUGCCGUUCGCCGCCGCGCCGAUGUACAACGCCGUGUACACCGCCACCAACGAGACUCGCCCGGCCACAUACAACCUGCUCUCCGCUGCAUUUUAUUCGUGUCUUUUCGCUCUCAUACUAGGCGUCACGCUGUCCCUCGGAAAGAUCGCCUCGAGGACCUCGUCAGGGGAGCGCCAGCCCGCCAAUAGCUAGCUGACACCCACAGAUGUAUUAAUAUUUUCUUCGAUGUAAAAAUGUCAGUUACAUUUUCCCUCCCGAAGCAAGCAUGGGAAGGAAUUUCUUUCUCAAAUAAAAGAUGUCACUUACAUUUUCCUUACCGAAGGAAGCCUGGGAAGGGACUGAUUUCUCAAAUAAAAGGGAACUUUUAAUGUUUAUAAA